AUGCCAGCUGGCAGCCGCUGGAAUGGCACGCCUGGAACCACCUCUGUGGCUGGAGCUGGAGCGUGCGUCCGUGGCCUGCCGCGCCGUACGAUGCUUGCCAGAGCUGCAACUUCUGAAACCGUGACUCUGUGGGUGUCUGCAGUGGGGAUGACGUGGUUCGUGUUGUUGUGUCGGCAGCGGGUGGUGCGCGGCGCGGCGGGCAGCGUGCUGGUGCUGGUGGCGUGGCUGUGGCUGGCGCUGGGGGCGCGCGCCCUGCUGGCCGGGCUGCGCGCGCCGCAGUUCGCCGCCGCCGACAACCCGGCGGCGCGCUGCCCCUCGGCGCUGGCGCGCGCGCUCACCUUCCUCUACCUGCCGGCGGCCAACGCCUGGCUGCUGCUCUGCCCCGCCGUGCUCAGCUUCGACUGGUCCAUGGACGCCGUGCCGCGCGUGCUGUCGCUGAUGGACGCGCGCCUGCCGGCGGCCGCCGCGCUCUACGCCUCGCUGCUGCGCGCGCUCUCCGCCUCCUGGAGAAAGGCCGCCCCCGCGCCGCCCGCGCACUGCACCACCGACCAGCACUCGGCUCACUGCCGCAGCACCAACAACAACAACGCCAUCGCGGCGGGUGCCGAGUGCUACUGCGCGCCGCGGCCGCGGCCGGGGCCCAGGCGGGCGCACGCGUCGGCCCCCGAGGUGCUGCUCAUCUCGCUGGCGUUCCUCGUGGUGCCGUUCCUGCCGGCGACCAACCUGCUGUUCUACGUGGGCUUCGUGCUGGCGGAGCGCGUGCUCUACAUGCCGAGCGUGGGCUGGUGCCUGCUCGUGGCCCUGGGCUGGCACCUGCUGGCAGAGCGCGCAGGCCGCCGCCUCGCCAUCGCCUGCGCUGCGCUGCUCUUGGUGGCGCUGAGCGCGCGCACGCUGCGCAGGAACCACGACUGGAGAGACGAGGAGAGCCUCUACCGCUCCGGCGUCGCCGUCAACCCGCCCAAAGCCUACGGGAACCUGGGCGCCGUGCUCAGCUCUCAGGGCCGGGUGGACGAGGCGGAGAAGGCCUUCCGGCUGGCCCUGCAGCAUAGGCCCAACAUGGCCGACGUCCACUACAACCUGGGCGUGCUGCUGCAGGGCCGUGAGCGCUACGAGGAGGCGAUGCAGAGCCUGCGGCUGGCCAUCCAGUACCGACCCACGCUGGCAGUGGCUCACCUGCACCUGGCGCAGCUGCUGGAGCGGCAGGGCCGCUGCGCGGAGGCGGAGGAGCAGUACCGCCGCUGCUGGGAGGCGGACGGGUCGCGGGUUCGAGACCCGCGGGCGCACGAGGCGGCGCGCAUCCAGGCCAUGCUGCAGCUGGGCCGCCUCCGCGCCGACCAAGGCCGCCUCACGGAGGCCGUCGCCGCCUUCCAGGCCGCCGUCCGACACCGGCCGCCGCACUUCGCCCCGCAGGCGCUGUACAACCUGCUGGGGGAGACGCUGGUGCGCAUGCGCCACUACGAGCAGGCGGAGCAGUGGUUCCGGGCUGCGCUGCAAGCCGAACCACAGCACGUGCCUGCACACGUCACCUACGGCAGUCUGCUCGCUAUGAACAGGAGCCGCGCGGCUGAGGCGGAGCGUUGGUUCAGGAGGGCGCUGCAGCUGGCGCCGGAAGACCCCAGCGUCCACCAGCACUUCGGCCAGUUCCUGUCGGGCCAGCAGCGGCACGCGGAGGCGGCUCUGCGCUUCGAGGCGGCGGCCGACCUGCUGCCCUCGCGGCUCGACCUCGCGCUGGCCGCCGCCUCCUCGCUGCGGGUGGCCGGACUCACCGGCCGCGCUGAGCGCUUCUACCGCCGCGCCGUCCAGCUGCGGCCGCAGCUCGUAUGA
This is a messenger RNA of Schistocerca nitens (vagrant locust), 1824 nucleotides long. RefSeq names its product protein O-mannosyl-transferase TMTC2-like. The transcript is spliced from 11 exons. NCBI's taxonomy places the organism in Eukaryota, Metazoa, Arthropoda, Insecta, Orthoptera, Acrididae. The record is from RefSeq and is a predicted model, not a curated record. Gene Ontology annotation, molecular function: protein binding; mannosyltransferase activity. The coding region runs from base 1 to 1824 and encodes 607 amino acids. Gene Ontology annotation, biological process: protein O-linked glycosylation via mannose. Gene Ontology annotation, cellular component: endoplasmic reticulum membrane.